UGCCUUGUUCCGCUGUACUACAUUUAUUUAUAGUCUGGGAAGUUGUCAAAUCAGUGAGAUUAUCAUACCGCGCGCAUUUUCUCGAACCCGAUCCCACUGUGACUCUGAGUCUGUACUUUCUGACCUUCAGUUCAGCUGUGGCCACGCCCUUUGGGCUGGACUGUGCCUCGCUCGCGGCCCGCCCCCCACGGCCCCCCGCCAUGGCGUCACGGAUCGGCCUGCGCCUGCAGCUCAUGCGUGACCAGCUCCAGCAGGAGGAGCAGCGGGAGCGGCAACAGCAGCAGCAACAGGCACUGCACUGCAUGCAGCACCGCAUGCCUAUGCCAGCCACGCCUGCCAUCAAUGCACCUGCCCAGUUCCAGGCCCCCAUGCAGGUGCCCAUGGAGGUGCUCAUGGUUCAGACGCACCUGGAGAACCCCACCGAUUACCACAUCCGCCAGUCACAGCGGCAGCAGGUGAGGGAGUACCUGUCCACCACCUACGCCACCAAGCAGGCGGUACAAGCCAUUGCAGGGGUGCAGCCCUCUCCUCCACCGCCACCGGCUCACAGCCAGUUGGCUGCCCCGCCCCCCAUGCCCUCACCAUGUAUGCGGACUGAGCAGCUCAUCAACUCAGCGGGCAACAGCGCCCCCAAUAGCCCCAUGUCCAUGCUCAACAUUGGCUCCAGCCACGAGAAAGAGAUGGAUGAGGUUAUUGAUGACAUCAUCAGCCUGCAGUCCAGUUAUGAUGACAUACAGGCAUUCAUUGACCCCGUGGUCCAGAUGCCCAACACACUGCCGCUGUCCAGUAGCCACUUGGAUGUGUACACGGGUCCUGGGGUGGCUGGACCUACUAUAGCUAUGACCAGCAAUUCGUGCCCUGCAAAUCUUGCCAUCAAGAGGGAGCUGUCGGAUGCAGAAGCUCGUGCAAUGGCCAAGGAGAGACAGAAGAAAGACAACCACAACCUGAUUGAAAGAAGGCGAAGGUUCAACAUCAACGAUCGCAUCAAAGAACUGGGCACCAUGAUCCCCAAAACAAAUGACCUGGAUGUCCGCUGGAACAAGGGCACCAUCCUGAGGGCCUCGGUGGAGUACAUCAAGCGCAUGCAGAAGGACAUUCAGAGGACCCGUGAAGUGGAGAACAACUUCAAGCGCAUGGAGAUGGCCAACAAGCAGUUGUGGCUGCGCAUUCAGGAGCUGGAGAGGCAGGCGCAGCUUCACGGGCUCCCCUGCAGCUCACCUCUUAGCCUGGGCAGCGCUGAGCUCAUGGGACCCUUCGUCAAGCAGGAGGGCAGCCCUGAGGAGGUGACCCUGGGCAACGGGCUUCCGCAGCCAUCCUGCCAGCUGCCACCGUUGUCCCAUCAUGCGCCACCCCAGGCACCGUUGCAGUACCCCUCCGUGGGCAGUUCCCAGCAUUUUGACUUUACCCAGUCGCUGGACUUGUGCGACGGUGGACACUGCUACCCGGACCCCCUGGCCCAGGUGGCCGGUCCCGGGAAGAAGAGUGAGCUGGGCUUCCUGCUAAUGGAUGAGCUGUCACCUCUGGCUGGAGAUCCCUUGCUCUCCACGCUGUCCCCCGAGACCUCUGUGGACAGCAGCCGCCGCAGCAGCUUCAGCAUGGAGGACUCAGACAUACUGUGACCCUUGUGUAUUAGUGCGCUUGGCUUCUGUGUGCAUACACAUUUACACACAAAUAUAGGUUAGUGUAAAAUACCAAAAAUGUAUGUACAUUUUUACACUCAGACAUGCAAAGAGCAUAGAUUCCCACCUAAAGUGCUACAGCUUGCCUCCACGCACCGGCUCUCGCGAGCAUACGCUCUGACCUUGUGUGUGUAAAUCUUGCUAAGAAACACCGCAACAACGCAACCACGCGUGAAUUCCCCCGAAUUAUGACCUACUGUUUAUGGCACAAUCAGUUGAUUGCACUCAGCUAUGCGCAUACGUGCUGAUCGAGGAGCACGAAACACAGAUCACCCACUCUUGCAACCCUCCUCUGAAGAUCCACACAUGCCAGUGUAAAGAAAUCUGUGGCCUUAAAAUAAUUGCACACAGACACAUAGAGACACACAAACAGGUGUGAAGACGCGUUCCCGCCCUGUCGGUGUGACCAUGAAAUGCCUUCAAAACAACACAUGACCUGUACCUAUGAGGAUACCAGAUGCGGAGGAGCAACAUACACACUGACUGUUGAGCACUCUGUAUUCCCUUUUCCCUCUGUUGGCCUUCUCGUCUGAUGACUAAAUGUAUAACUUGCGCAAACACACGCCCGCUCGCACUCAUGUCUCCACCUGACACCGAGAUCAUUAUUACAGGGCUUCUCUUCUUGCAGGGAAAUAGUGGCAUCCCUCACUUGCAAUAGAAGUCUGCUUCGUUUGCAAGGCACAGAGAGUGUGUAACCUCGGUGACACUGUACCUGUACCCACCGUUCUCCAGCUUUCACCAGAACCACUCAGAGCCUUAAACAUUUUGUAUGCAAACUGUUACUGUGGAUUUAAAACAAAAAUAGAGAUGUGAGGGAACGUUAAGUUUAGAGUUUGUAUCUUUAAAAAAAAAAAACAAUGAAAUAGGCAGCUUUUCUUUGAUAUGAUGUACUAAUUGUAGGGAGGCCUCCAGAUGUACUGUACAGCAUCACUGAAAAGGCUUGUUGCCACCUGUCCUAUGGCAGGUAGGGGCUCAGCAGCCCUCCACACAGAGACAAACUACAAGUACAUAAGGGUUAAAUUGUCCUCUUUUGCAUUUUGGGACUGAUAGCAGACGCUGGGCAGAAGGGCAGGAAGUAGAGACAGCUCAGCAAGGGUGACAGCAGCUGUGGAAAAGAAAGAAAUCUGUGUGUGUAUGUCCAGGAAAAGGCACGGGCACUGUUCAGGGCUGAAAAGGUGUCCAAUUACUCUUACGAUCACACGUGCAGGUGUUCAUUGUCAUCCUCACUGCUCGACUUGCUUCUGGACACCAGCCAUAAUGAGUGGCCCUCACCAGCCAGCACAGAAGGUUUCCACAACAUUCCCCAAUGUUGCAAUCGUGUUGUUACCCAGGCAGGGCCCAGUGUCUCCAGAGUAGCUAUAACCGCACUAGUAUUUCCUACACGUCGCACUCUGGCUGUGUGUCUGCGCUCAGAAUGCGGGCUGAAGGCAGCGUACACCCUGCAAAGUGAACUGUGCAGCGAAACCAUGACAUAAUAAAAUGUAUUCCUUAGAGCACAUUCUUAUUUUGUUCCUCCCAAAGCACUGGAAACCUAUGUUGUAUUAAAAAGAUUUUAUGAAAGCGACAGUUUUAUGCAAAUACUUUACAAUAUUAAGCCACUUAAAUGUAUAUUAUUUGUAUUUUUGGUUUUUAUUCUAUUUUAAAGUGACCUUUUUCUAUCUGA
This is a messenger RNA of Scleropages formosus (Asian bonytongue), 3342 nucleotides long. RefSeq names its product transcription factor EB (gene tfeb). The transcript has 9 exons. The coding region runs from base 201 to 1619 and encodes 472 amino acids. The record is from RefSeq and is a predicted model, not a curated record. Gene Ontology annotation, molecular function: RNA polymerase II cis-regulatory region sequence-specific DNA binding; DNA-binding transcription factor activity, RNA polymerase II-specific; protein dimerization activity. Gene Ontology annotation, cellular component: nucleus. Gene Ontology annotation, biological process: regulation of transcription by RNA polymerase II; humoral immune response; positive regulation of DNA-templated transcription. Lineage: Eukaryota; Metazoa; Chordata; Actinopteri; Osteoglossiformes; Osteoglossidae.